UAUAGUAACUUUAUAUUUUCAUUUAAUUUCAAUAUAGUGAAAAUUUUUUAUCGAUAUAAGUCACAAUUUUGUAGCUUGCAGUUUAUAUUAGUUGAUUUUUCAGAAAAAAAUACAGUGUCAAUAAUUUAAGUAGAGAAAAAAUACUAUGAAAUCACUCACAGUGAAAGUCAAGCAGGGUUUCUUGAGAGGAACUGUCAAAUCAAACGUAGAUGGUGGAGAAUAUAUUUCUUUUCAGGGAAUUCCUUUCGCUGAACCACCUCUUGGUGAACUGAGAUUUAAGGAUCCCCAACCUGUGAAACCUUGGACGGAAAUUCGAGAUGCUGUGGAUGAGGAUAAAGUUUCACUGCAAAUGGAUAAUUUUACCAAAAAAAUGGUUGGAUCAGAAGAUUGUCUUUAUCUCAACAUAGCUACUAAUUCACUUUCAGGAAAAAAACCAGUUAUGGUCUUUAUUCAUGGUGGUGGUUUUAUAUUUGGAUACAAUCACAGCAAAUUGUAUAGCCCAGAUUAUCUACUUAAACAUGAUGUUGUUUUUGUUUCUAUUAAUUAUCGUCUUGGCAUGUUAGGCUUUCUGAACAUGGACGUGGAAGACUGUCCUGGAAAUCAAGGACUAAAGGAUCAAGUUCUUGCAUUAAAUUGGAUCCAAGAAAACAUAGAGGCUUUUGGUGGUGAUAAGAACAAUGUAACCAUUUUCGGACAAUCUGCUGGUUCUGUGUCCGUGCAUUGUCUCUGUUUAAAAUCUUCAAAUAAAGAACUUUUCCAUAAAGCAAUUCUUCAAAGUGGAUCAAUGGCUAAUCCUUGGGCUUAUCGACCUUCCAAUAAAGACGUGGGAUUUGAAAUAGCAAAAGAACUAGGAAAAGAAACUACAAAUCCCGAGGAAGUUGUGAAAUUCUUUAUGUCUCUACCACCUGAAAAAAUUAUCGAAGAGCAAACAAAGCGGUUGUUGCAAUCACUGAGCUUCAUUAAACUAGACUUUACAUUUGGACCCACAAUGGAUUGUGAAAGAUCGCGACCAUAUUUCAUAGAACCUGCAGACGAACUUAUGAAGAAAGGAAUUAAAAUUCCUGUUAUAAUUGGCUAUACCUCUCAUGAGGCAAUUGCACUUUUAGAAAAUGAACAAGAUGAAUUUUUUGAAACAUUUAAAAAUGAUUUUGAGAAUAUUCUUGCUCAAGAUCUGAAGAUAAACGUAAGCAAAGUAUCAGAAUUUGCAAAAGAUAUCAGAAAAUUUUACUUCAAGGAUGAAUCAAAUCCCAUCAAACAUCGAGAUAGUUGUAUCGAUUUCAAAACUGAUACUAUUUCUACUAUCGGAAUAUUGGAUACAAUUUACAAACAAAUAAAUAAGAAAACUCCAACAUAUGUAUAUCGAUUUUCUCAUAAUGUUCAGCAUUCAUGUUUAAAAGUUGUGUACAAUAUAAAAAUGGAAGGUGUCGUAAUCACGGGCGCUGCUCAUUGUGACGAUCUAAAUGUUUUAUUUCACAUCCCAUUUAUUGGUGACGAUAAGAAACUGAGAAAGGGUACACAAGACUAUUUAUUGAUGCAACGUAUGACUAAAAUGUGGACAGAUUUUGCGAAAACAGGAUGCCCUACGCCAAAAAUUGAUGAUCUGAUUAAUGUAGAAUGGAAGCCGUUUACUUCUGAUGAAAAAUGGCAUCUGGAGAUUCAAGAUAAAUUAACUAUCGAUAAAAAUUUAGAUGAAGAAAAGAGAAAAUUGUGGAAACCUAUUCUGAACCAACGGAACAUCCAGUUAUAAAUUCAUAUGUAUGAUUGUGCAUGUGAUUUCGUAUUUUUCGGAAGACUUGCAUACAAAUAAAACAAAUUUGAGAAUAGGAAAAAUUGAUUGUUUAAUUAAAUAAUAUCUAGGACCAGCAAUACAUAUGUUGCAAUAUAGAAAUAAGUCGCAUGAAUGAGCCCAUGAGGACCAAUAUUCCAUAACAGUCUCUAAUAAGCUCUUUGCAAGAUAAUAUAGAAGACCCUACAUCGAGGAAUUCGGAUCAUUUUUAAAGCGUUCUUUUACCACUAUCUGAGAUGGUUAUAGAAGCAAUACUACUUCACUGGCAAAUAUAUUCCUAUUAAAAAGACAUUAUGGAAAUUUCUUUCACUCCCACCUGUUUAUAACAAGUUAAAUCAUACC
Belonocnema kinseyi is the source of this 2128-nucleotide messenger RNA. RefSeq names its product esterase B1-like. The record is from RefSeq and is a predicted model, not a curated record. Lineage: Eukaryota; Metazoa; Arthropoda; Insecta; Hymenoptera; Cynipidae. The coding region runs from base 146 to 1747 and encodes 533 amino acids. The transcript has 8 exons.